GUGGCAUUUCUCGUCAGUCGGUGAGAGAAUGAGCUGCUGCUCUGGAUCUACAAACUUUCCCUCCUCUCAGUGAAGACAGCGCGCGGUUGCAGCCAUGGAGUGCGUCAAAAACUGCUGCAAGAACUUCAUGAAGAAAAAGGGGAAGGAGCAGGAGACCCAAGUGAUCAAACUGAAGAUGCCCCCUAACAAGGCAGCGGCCUCAGGGCGGGAGUCAGAUGAAGGGAGGAGGGGGGUCACAGAGGAUUACCUCCUGUCCAAGCUGCCCCCCGACGGCAGAGAGGUGCCGUUCGUCCUGCCGACCUUCAGGGCCUCCUACAUCCAGCCCCAAGGCUCCCGCUUCCCCAACUUCCAGUCCGGCCUGCAGAGUUCGGCCCGCUGCACGUACGCAGAGAGGAAGGCGGAGCUUUUGAGCUCUGGUCACUUAACCUACAGCCCAGAGUCCGGCCUCCAUCGGGGUCAGAUGGUCGAGUACAUCUCCCCCGGCUCGACCCGCCGCGACAACCUGAACAGCAGAAACUCCGGUCCACAGAGCCCAGGUCGGACUCUGGAGCCGGGCGUCCAGCAGCGUCUGAGCAGCUCCAUGUUUGAUCUGUCCAGCCCUCAGGGUCACAUGCAGCGCUUUGACUCCGUGUCCAGUGUCCUCAGCAGCACGUCCUCAGUGAUGGGCUCCAUUGAAAGCAGCCUCGAGUCCAUCACCCUGUCUGGGGACGAACGUGAGCUGGGGAAGGUAUGUGUCCGACUCAGCUACCAGGAGGCUCUGGAGCAGGUGUGGAUCACUCUGGUCCAGUGUUCAGACCUCAACCUUCCUCCGGAUGGAGUGGAACAACAAAAGAUUGGAUUUAAAGGCAUCAUCACCAUCCCCAAACCCAUUCAGUUCAAGAGCUCAACUAAAGAGUCCUGUCAGGACGUGUCCUUCAUGGAGACCUUUGUGUUCACGCUUCGUCUCAAUCAGUUGCGCUGCAGCGCUUUAGUGCUGCGGCUGCAGACUCACAACCCCAGGAAACGCACCGCGGCGGAGUGCGUCCUCUCCCUGCGACAGCUCGGCCCUCAGGAGACGGACCACUGGCUCGACCUCAACCCUCCGUCCAAAUCCUCUGUGUGUCACUCUGAGCUGCAUCUCACCAGCUGCUUUCAGCCGGUCAACAGCCGCAUCCAGCUCCAGAUCCUUGCCGCUCAAAACCUCCCAGCAUCCUCCUCACCGCUCGCCCAAGCGUUUUUUGUCAAGGCGGAGAUGCACCAGUUGGGCCGGACGGUGACGAAGAAGAAGACUCGGGUGAUGAAGGCCUCGGGGGGUCAGUGUCAGUGGGCGGAGACUUUUCGCUUCCAACUGGCAGCUUUAGACCACGCCUGCUCGCUGUCCGUCAAACUGUACAGUCGCAGCUCGGUCAGGAGGAAGCAGUGUCUCGGACAGCUGCAGCUGGGGUUCGACAGCCCCGUCCCAGAGGCUGUGGAGCAGUGGAAGGACAUGAUGGCUCACCCAGAGAAAGUGGUGGCAGCGUGGCACAGGCUGAGCGCCUCCUAAAACCUCUUCUCCUGACUUCCUCUUUUACGCGCUGCCGACGUCAAGUUUUUCGCGCUGCAGGCCCGAACACGGUCCUGUAACGCUGACGCACAGCUGACUCUGAUGGACCGGACUGUGAACUGCUGAGCGAGCUAAGAAAUGCCCUGCAGAGCAGAUUUCCACAGAGAUGCUUCAGGUGGUCAGUGAUGGUUUGUAAACGGGGGUUUUGGACGAAGUGUAGACGCUGAAAAAGGUUUUCAACUGUUUUUUUUUUUGUGCAGAAAUUGAGGAUUUUAUUUAAACUACAAUAGAGCUUUUGCUUAACUAACAAUAAUUGAGCCGCAAAACUUAUAGCUGUAUAUAAUGCUAUGUUUUGUAAGUCACACGUUUUCUGUAUAUAACUGCUUUUUAGUAAAAAACCUGGUCACUUUGUUUCAGUUUACAAGCAGAGAAAGUGACUGUAAUAUAUACAUGUAAUGUAUAAAAACGUCCAUGUUAGCAGUCUGUAAAUAAAACACAUCUUAAAGGAUGACGAUGUCAAUUCUAUAUUUUUCUUAUUGUCACCACACACACAUAAAAAGACCGAAACCAACACUACGCUGGUAUAUAUCUCGUUACUUUCCUGUCCCGUCUCUGACUCUCAGCCUGACCCCAGUGGUUGCUGCUGAAUGUCAGUCUUUAAAAAUAAUUAAUAUAUAGUUUCAUUUCUAAAACAGCUGGGAUUGUAGUCUUUAGGCAAAUAUUACUUAAACAGCAGUAGCGACUAUUUCUAGCAUGUUCCUUUAUUACAAAGAAGCACAUUCUUUAUAAUAAAGGAAGAUCUCUGAGAUGUUUGAACUGUCUCUUGAGAACAAUGAAAGAAGGUUUUUCUUGUUGAUCAGUUCACGGUUGGUUUUGGUCUUUUCAUGGGAUUUACUGACAAUAAGAAAAAUGUAGAGAAUCUACAGACUUGUCCUUUAAUUCCCUGAAAGGUGAGCGAGAAGGUUUUCCCUUUCCCUAAUUUAACUUUACAGGAAGUCAUGUUACUGUACAACACUGCAGCGGAUGUAUCAAACCUUAGCUGUAUGCUUCAUAAAAAGCACUUUAAUUUUUUUUUUUUAAAUGUAUUUAACGUUUAAUGUCGAAAGUUUAAUGAUUAA
Messenger RNA from Seriola dumerili (greater amberjack), 2640 nucleotides. RefSeq names its product tandem C2 domains, nuclear (gene tc2n). Gene Ontology annotation, cellular component: nucleus. The record is from RefSeq and is a predicted model, not a curated record. Lineage: Eukaryota; Metazoa; Chordata; Actinopteri; Carangiformes; Carangidae. The transcript is spliced from 12 exons. Bases 95 to 1522 code for a protein of 475 amino acids.